This is a messenger RNA of Bemisia tabaci, 1880 nucleotides long. RefSeq names its product dynein axonemal assembly factor 10 (gene Wdr92). The record is from RefSeq and is a predicted model, not a curated record. Lineage: Eukaryota; Metazoa; Arthropoda; Insecta; Hemiptera; Aleyrodidae. Gene Ontology annotation, molecular function: protein binding.
GUUUACACGUGUUGCUACGACUCCCGUAACAUUUUAGUUAUUUUCCAAUUUUCCCUUUUUUAUUGCAUUGAGUCAAAUCUUUUUAUCAAUCUCUCGUACUCCAGUGAUUCAGAAAAUGGAUAGCCCUCAAAUUAUUUGUCAUUCCGAGAAAAGUGUGAAAUACUCCUUGUUUGACUGUUGUUGGAUUCCACGCUCUGCUAAAUUUGUGGCCUUAGGUUCAGACACGCAAAGCAAUGGUGUUAUGCAGAUUUAUGAAGUUCAAAAUGCAGAUCCUGUCAUGAUCAAAGAGGUCAAAAGCAGCAAGUCUUUUAAGUGUGGAACCCUUGGUGCAUCGUCCUUACAAUCAAGACAUCUAGCAACAGGAUCUUUCGAUGGAAAAUUAAAUAUAUGGGACCUUGAAGAUCCAAAACAUCCUAUCUACACAGUUGAUGCUCACAAUGAGAUAAUAAACACUAUAGAUGGCUUUGGUGGAACAGCUAUUGGUUGCGGAGCUCCAGAAAUUGUUACAGGAAGUAGAGAUGGUUCUGUAAAAGUUUGGGAUCCGCGACAGAAGAACAAGCCUGUAGCGGUCAUGGAAUGUGUUAAUAACGAAGAAAAGCGUGACUGUUGGUGUGUUUGCUUCGGGAACUCUUACAAUACAGAAGAAAGAGUAGUCUGCGCAGGCUAUGAUAACGGAGAUGUUAAACUUUUUGAUCUGAGAAAGAUGUCUACACAGUGGGAAUGUAAUGUGAAAAAUGGGGUAUGUUGUGUAGAGUUUGAUAGGAAAGACAUCAGAAUGAACAAACUAGUUGUUACCACAUUAGAAGCAAAGUUUUUCGUCUACGAUAUGACGGUCCAGCAUCCUAAAAAAGGUUUCUCUCGACUUUCUGAAAGGGCUCAUAAAUCGACAAUUUGGCUGUGUAGACAUUUACCCCAGAAUAGAGAUGUGUUUAUCACUGCUGGAGGAUCUGGCACUCUCUGCCUUUGGAAAUAUGACUAUCCAGGGAAACGAUUCAAAGAGGACUCUGAUGGACUCAAAGAAGGAGUCAUGGGAACUAUCAAUCUGUUGAGGAACGUUGAACUAUCUUCUCAACCUAUUUCAAGUUUCAACUGGAGCCCAGAUAAGUCUGGACUCGCAAUCUGUACUUCUUUCGAUCAAACUUUAAGGAUGUUAAUAGUCACUAAACUGAAUACCCUUUAAGGCUGUAGAAUAUUCAAAAUACACCAAUUUAGCAAUUAAAGACCAUGGUGAAAUCUGUAAACUUGUAAGAGGUAUGACACUUCUUGAUGAAAAACGAGGAAAACUAGGGACAAUUUCCUGAUAUUAAGAUAGAAAACACCCGAUAACUAGGCUGCCGGGUUAUCAAAGAGUGUGUUAUGAAAGAAGUAAGUAGAGUUCUGUACGAGGCACGGGUAGCACAUGCCCUUAUGUAUCCCGAGGCAUAUCUCAGAAUGCACUUAGUGCUCUUCUCUGUAACAACGCUGUAAGGCUCUUCUGCUUAACGGUUGAAUGGGAUGCAAUGAUGCAAAGAGUUUUCAAACUUGUUUUUACCUUUCAUGCCUGAGUGCUUCGCUCAAAGAUUUGAUGGGUCGGAAAAUUUGGAGGUUAAAAUGUAAAAAAGGGCAGGGAAUGGCACCAAUGAAAGCAAUGCAGUGUGGUAAAUAGGGUUGGUCAUUUCGGUGAUGCUUAUAAGGCCGUACGCAUGGAGCAUCCAAUGACACAUAAGAAUAACAAAAUUUCGAACAUCCGUUAUAGUUGACAUGACUAGCUCUUUCAUGGACUGAAACAUAAAAAAUGUAAUGCACUGUAAUAUUUGUCUGCUAGCUCAUAAAACAUGUUCAUGAUUGUUCAACUUUAUUGAGUGGAAUAAUUAAAACUACAUAUUUUUUUAGAAGUACAA